Messenger RNA from Pocillopora meandrina, 431 nucleotides. The record is from the annotation of a GenBank genome assembly. NCBI's taxonomy places the organism in Eukaryota, Metazoa, Cnidaria, Anthozoa, Scleractinia, Pocilloporidae.
AUGGACAGUGGAACCAGUUCGAGUACAACUUCAAGUUCACAAGCUUCACCAGCUGUGACGUUUGUUCCUCUUCUUGAUGUGGCCAGCCUCUCCCUCUUCAAUCCAAAGGAAGAUCCGAAUACCCUUGCAAUUCGCUGGAAGUUGUGUCAGGAGAGUUGGUGGAUCAGUUUGUUUGUCAGUUGAGGCAGAAAGCGAUCUCCUGCGAGUUUGAGAAUGUUGAUGAGGCAAUAAGGGAUAAGCUUAUUGAGAGAUGCAGGGAUCCCAGGCUUUGCUGUAAGUUCCUUGAGAAAACAAAUGCUACUCUGAAGGGUUUACAAGAUUUGGCUCGUGUGAAGGAAGCAGUGAACAUGCAGGUCAAGGCUAUGGAUUAGUCAUCCGGUCAGGUGAAUGCUGUUUCUGGCAAACCUCACAGCAAAGGAAAAGGAAAAAGG